Molecule: messenger RNA, 863 nt
Organism: Brachypodium distachyon (stiff brome)
Lineage: Eukaryota; Viridiplantae; Streptophyta; Magnoliopsida; Poales; Poaceae
Product: Bowman-Birk type trypsin inhibitor
Exons: 2
Coding region: 66-653 (195 amino acids)
Cellular component (GO): extracellular region
Molecular function (GO): serine-type endopeptidase inhibitor activity
Source: RefSeq, a predicted model, not a curated record
AGCUCAAUUCACAACACAGGCCGGACUACUUACAGGAGUGGCUACAGAGGAAACUAAAAGCAAGCAUGAAGGGGCGCGUCGCCACCGUGCUGGUUCUGACGCUUUCGCUCGCCGCCGCCUGGCUCUCGGCCGCCGACGACGUCGACACCAUUCGCCUGCCUAGUCACGCGAACGAGGUGAUGGCGAAGGCCAGCGCAGAGAAGAGGCCGUGGAAGUGCUGCAACCGGGCCCGGUGCACGAGGUCGAUCCCGCCCUUCUGCUGGUGCCACGACGUGGUGGAGCGGUGCUCCGGCGCGUGCAAGGACUGCCGGGAGGCGGAGCGGGAGGACGAGUCGGACCCCGAGGGCUACGUCUGCCACGACAUGUACCACGGCAGCCCCGGGCCCGCGUGCAGCAGCGGCACCGACGACAACAAGGCCGUCGCUGCUGACGAGACGGCGGCUAAAAAGAAGAGGCCGUGGAAGUGCUGCGACCGCACGCUGUGCACCAAGUCGGCCCCGCCGACGUGCAGCUGCCUGGACAAGGUGGAGCGCUGCAGCGGCCGUUGCAAGCGAUGUGGGCCGUCCGAGUCGGACCCUUCCGGCCUCUUCUGCUUGGACCGCUACCAUGGCUGGCCAGGGCCCAAGUGCACCAACAAGAACGAUGGCCUGUGAUCACCACUAGCUGCUCUGCUCUGCACUGUUUGCUCCCAGCUCAGACGCAGGGUGUUGCUAGACAAUGAAUAAAAAUGAUGGGCUGGCCCAGCGACCGAGCUAUGUAGUCCAUCGAUUAUGUAUCGUUCUCUUUUGCUUUUUUCUUCGAAUUAGCUGUGUUCGAGUCUUUGUAAGCAUCGUCGAUGAAUAAGAUAAAAGAUUAAGACUUAA